Messenger RNA from Diuraphis noxia (Russian wheat aphid), 560 nucleotides. RefSeq lists its product as uncharacterized. NCBI's taxonomy places the organism in Eukaryota, Metazoa, Arthropoda, Insecta, Hemiptera, Aphididae. The record is from RefSeq and is a predicted model, not a curated record.
UUCCUUCGGUGAAAAGGACGUAUAUACCUGUUGAACGACCAGAGGAUUUGGUUUCGCGCGCCAUUUGAAUCCACCGCAGAACGAUAAUAUACCAGAAUUUUCGAAGAACAGUUACAUAAACAGUUUCAUAUUUCGAUUGUCGCGAUCAGUCUGUGAAUAUGGGUGAAAACAAAAACAACUCUUGGUUUAAGUAUCUUGAAAGCGUGGGAGAUGUAUCAUCAAGCUCUGCAGAGCGACCAGAAGAGAGUCGUAUUAUAGAAAUACUUCGAAGAAAAUUGUUUCCACCAAUCGAAAUUUGCUUAAUAAGUUAUGAAUGCAAAAUUUGUAUGAAAAUAAUUUUGGAGAUGCGCAUUGGAAUGCAUUUUCACAAAUUCUGUUUGACAUGUGUACCACGGAUUAAUUGCACACAAGUUUGUCAAUCAACGUUAAUUCAUUCAUCAGCCAAUAGUAAAGAACAUCAAGAGAAAGUUUUAAAGCAAUUUCGAGCAUUAGGCGGGUAUACAAUUAAAUUUAUAGAAACACACAAAAGGAAGUACGUAGAAGAUGAAAAUUCAGAAUAA